UCAGUGACGCACACAAUCAGAUGGGGACUAUGAAAUAAACAAAACAUCGCCAUUGAGUCUGGAAAAAAUUGAGGGGUGAGUGAAUUUAUCUUCUUGUAUGUGUCGCAUGCAUGACAGUGGAUAAUAUGCCUAUUUGAGGACUGGGCCAACGCCGCGAGAUUCAAGGAAACGUUUGCUUUUGCCGCGCGGGCCAGCAUGCCGGUGUGGUCGGGACCGCUUCUGUGUGUGUGAGCCCCUCUGACCGGCUGGGAUGAGCAUGCCACUGCACCAAAUCUCUGUGAUCCCGCGCGAUGUCACCUCCUCCAGGGUCUCAGGCAGCGGGAAGUCGAAAGAGAAGGACCGGGACAAACAGAAUGAGAAGCCACUUGGUCAUUCAGCAAGCCGGUCCAGCAACAUUUCAAAGGCGGGGAGCCCUACCUCCAUCAAUGCCCCCUGCAGCUUUUCACGGACGUCGGUCACACCCUCGAACCAGGACAUCUGCAGUUUGAGCGGAGUAGGUCAGGGCUCCCAGAAUCCUGUGCAGACCGCCGUCGUGCUCCUGAACGCGAAUGGCAAGUGGUCGGGGUCACAGGGCUUGGCCGUCACGACCCUCUGCCCAGACCCCUCCCCCAGGCUGAAAUGCAGGGACUGGCUGUCCGUCCUGAGGCCCCCUGUGAACCUCAAACGGGACGGCGCACUCAAGUUCUCCAAGUCCCUCAACGAUGUGGCCCAGAGGAUGGACACCCUCUGUAGCGGGCUGCAUUUCAUUGACAGGACAUGCUCAGAAGGAGAGCUGGGCCCCAAACCUGAGGCCCAGGAGGAGGGAGUGACCUGGGCUAAAGUGCUCAAUGGCAAGCCCGCCCACUUGGCCCCACCCUUCCUGGCCCACGCCCCCUCGUUCUCCACUAACUACAAGCUUGUUCCGGGGCUGGGGACUGAUCACCCAGGCCUGUCCAUCCUCCCCCCAGACCUCCAGCGGAGCCCCAACCUGCUGCGCCUCCUCCUCCCGUUCCCGCACUCGUCCACCACGGGCAGCCUCCAUGUCUCGGAGAUGGGGAGCUAUGCCUCCCGCUUGCACAUGUCCAAAUCAUCCAGUGCCCUCCUGGAGGGCAGCGAGUCAGACAACAACACCAGUGACGACGACGUCUUCGAGGAGGAGCCCACGUGGCGGUCACGGGCAGAUGGCCCGCGCACUGCCCCUCUGUGCUCCCUGGAGGAGGACAGUGACCUCGACCGCUGUCCCUCCCCACUGUCAGAGAAAACCGCCCCACUCUCACCCUAUUCGCUGUCAGGCGAUUGGUGCAGGAUCUGCCACUGCGAGGGAGAUGAGGACAGUCCCCUGAUCACACCCUGCCACUGCACUGGCAGCCUUCGAUUUGUGCACCAGUCCUGCCUGCAGCAGUGGAUCAAGAGCUCAGACACACGCUGCUGCGAGCUCUGCAAGUACGAAUUCAUCAUGGAGACCAAGCUCAAGCCACUGCGCAAGUGGGAGAAGCUGCAGAUGACGCCCAGCGAAAGGCGGAAGAUCAUGUGCUCGGUCACCUUCCAUGUCAUCGCCAUCACCUGUGUGGUGUGGUCCCUUUACGUGCUGAUUGACCGCACCGCCGAGGAGAUCAAACAAGCCGGAAGAAUACCAGGGCUACUGGAGUGGCCCUUCUGGACCAAGCUGGUGGUGGUUGCCAUCGGCUUCACCGGGGGACUGGUGUUCAUGUACGUGCAGUGCAAGGUGUACAUCCAGCUGUGGAGGAGACUGAAAGCCUACAACAGAGUAAUAUACGUGCAGAACCGCCCGGAGACUUGUAAAAAAAUAGUUUUCGAGAAGCCCGCCCUCAUGGAGCCGAACUUUGAGAACAAAGAGGUACUGGCUCCCGCGCAGUCGGACACAAACUCUUCGCAGUACACGGAGACAGAGGACUACAGUGUGGAAAUUCUACACGUGUGAUCCGCCAACCCCGCUCCCCCCAAACUGUCGCCCUCUCCAGGACCAGCUCCGCCGUGGCCGCCGGGAGCCACGCCGCACUCGAGAAUCCCGCUGGGGCUUUCCAAACUGACUGAGCGGUGUUUCCAGUUCCUGUUGGAAAAAUAAUGUCUAUUUCUCUUUGUUUCCUGUAAGAUGUCGGCUAAUCGGUAUAAAUCUGUGUGCCAGACUUUGAACAUUCCAGCUACUGCCAGUUUACCGCUAUUGUACCUGAUUAUCUGAGGCUCGACCUUUCUCCGCUCAAGUUCUGAUGGAGUCCGUAGAAAAAAUUGCAUUCAAGCACUUUUAUUUUCCUCGACCACGGCUCGGUUUUAUCGAUAAUGAAUUGCUUUGUAAUGUGUGUAUAUUAGAAAAGAAACUUGAAGUUUAUACGAUAAAUUUUUGUAACCCAAUACACAUACCUUGGAUGAAAAAAAGGAAUUAGAAAAAAAUUUAGAAAAUGUAAUUCCGCUGAAAUGAUCAUUCCACUUUGAAAAACGCUCUGAAAGUAAACUGAAAAGCACCACCUCGCUCUUCCCCUGCGGCAGAUAUUUAUUACUUUAUAACAAAAAGAAUAUAUAAUAAAUAUUAAGUCAAUUCAAACAUAACUUUACUUUUUCCCCAAGUGUACACUUUGAAGCUGAGAGAAUGUAAAACUUUUUACACACACUUUUCUACCAAUUCCAGGUCGUUUUUUCAGCCCAGGUGACACCCAUUAACAUCAUACAACUUUUCAGAUGAAAAUGGUGUUUUCUAUCGUGUGAAUGAUACUUUUAGUAGUCUGUGUGGUGUUUUUUUUUUUCUUUUUUGUUAGUCUGUUUGCUUAAUUGUGACUAAGACCCUGAGAAAUCUUUGAUCUGCUUUCUUUUUUACAAAGGUGUUUUCCUCUGAUAGCCAUGGGGCGGCCGUCAGGUCGGUUUUCCGAUUCGCAUUUGCUGAAUUUCAAUCAUACCCCUGCUUCCCAUCUCAUCAUUUCGAGCUCAUGUUAGAUUUGAAAUGACUGAUGGCAUCAUGUUGACUGACAGCCACUGUUCAUUUUUAAACAUGGCUGGGUGGAUUUUAAUAUGCUUUCCUCACUGACCUGUUUCUGUCUAAUUCCCACCAAACAAUAUUCUGAUCGUCAUUUUUAUUGUUAUGUAUUUAUUUAUAGACUUUCAUUAAAGCGUUUCUCUGGUAUUCCGUUAAAACUUUCCCAAAGGAAGAUGCAUUCCUUUCUGCACCCUUAUUCAUUAGCAUGGAUACAUACCUUUUGAUUUAAAACAAAUUUGGGAAAAGAUUCUCCUGUUUGUGCACAAAGCUCACGAUUCUUUCACAUAAUAUAAUUAUACAUGAUUUUUUCGGUGUAGGACUGUGCAUUUUUUCCUGAAUGGAGUGUUUGCAUACGCAAAUGGUAUAUAAAUGACUUCACAUCAGUGGUUGGUGCCCAGUGGCCCAAUUUUUUGUCAGGUACCACCUUGGUGUGUCAUUCUGCAAGCUUUGAGUGGUAAUUUUACGCUUCUUAAAUACAAAUACUGUUACACCAUUAGGGAGAAAACUUCUCAAUUCUACAGGCUGUUUUUACUUUUUAAAUUGUUUAGGGGCAAUGUUUUUUCAAUAUCAAAAGGGUUUAUCUGUCUGCAAAAUCGAAAGGAUUUAUCUUCCUAUGAGCAUGUUCUUACGUAACAGCAUAUGAAAUAAGACCAGCAUUUAAUGCGUAAUGCAGUUUCAUUUUGAAGAGACUAACGACAGCACAGUAUUAUUACUAAGGCAAUAACAAAUCUACCAAAUCUCUAAAUAUUUUGAAUGCACAUAAAAUAUUAUAGUGACACUUUAGAAUAACCCCCGAAUACCAAAUUAAUACCUGAAGUACAACCCGAAGCCAAAGUGGUAAUGUAAAUCCUAUCUGACCUUACCAAAAUGUUUGAAGUGGAGGCAGCGGGAUGGCAGCAAACAGACAGGGUACAUGUGGAGUAGGGGGAAGUGACUUGAUCACCAUCUGGUGGACUGACCAUGAAAGCACACCUUAAAACGUAACUUGUGAAUUUCUCCAAGCUCAAAUCAUGCCUUAUAGGGACUUUGUAGCAACAUAUGCGAGUACUUGCGUAAAUAUCGGAGGUGCUGUCUCCGCAAAGAUUCUCUUAGCCAUUCCAACUAAAAUGUUUUAAUAGGAUCGUUAAUAUCACCGUUUGUGUUAACGGAAUUCCAGAGGAACAAUCACGACAAUAAAAACUGGCAUAGAUGGGUUUUUUAGUGGUUGUUGUUGUCGUUUUGCUUUUUUGUAGUCACUUUGCAUUUCUUAAUACUCUAAUCUAAUUGCAACUCAGUUGAGUUGCCCUGAAAUUAUUUUCAUGAGUCACAUUAUUUUGAGAGGGCAAGCAAACACUGCUACCAUCUAGUGGCCAACAUGUGAACUUGAGCUGGACUGAUGUUUGUAAACAUACUGUAAUCUUACCAAUUCCGAAAAGACUCUGUGCAAUUAGUUAUAUGAAGUGCAAUUACCCUCUAUUUGAACAGAUUUACAUAGUUACAUAGCCAUUUCCUGUAGGGUUUUUGUGUGUGUGAACACUUUUUUAUGUUUUAUUUAUUAAAAAAAAACAGACUGAUCACAC
Molecule: messenger RNA, 4524 nt
Organism: Megalops cyprinoides (Indo-Pacific tarpon)
Lineage: Eukaryota; Metazoa; Chordata; Actinopteri; Elopiformes; Megalopidae
Gene: marchf8
Product: membrane-associated ring finger (C3HC4) 8
Exons: 9
Coding region: 251-1921 (556 amino acids)
Biological process (GO): immune response; antigen processing and presentation of peptide antigen via MHC class II; protein polyubiquitination
Cellular component (GO): late endosome membrane; lysosome; cytoplasm
Molecular function (GO): zinc ion binding; ubiquitin protein ligase activity; MHC protein binding
Source: RefSeq, a predicted model, not a curated record